UCCUCUUUUUCACCAACUCAGUCAGAUGCGCACAGCACACAAACUUCCUUGUCCAAGCCCAGUGCGCUGCGCUCCUUCGCCCCGUCCGCAUCUUCAGCAGCCUAACCCGAAGAGACAAAAAGUACUGUUAAGGAAUGGAACCUACGGAAAAGAAAUGAGGAUUAUUCUUUAGUCGGUCAUCUGAAUCUAUAGCAGAACACAUAGACAACCGCAAAAACAUAGUCGAAGUGAGAAGGCACCAUGGGCUGCGUGGGCUCAAAGAAGGAGCAGGAGCCUCUCAGCAAAGGGACGGGUAACGACGACCUGCAGAACCGUGCGCAGACAGCCCACUAUGUCAAAGACCCCACUGCAGGAAACUCCAUGAGCAAAGCUAGCAAAAUGCCAUCCAAUGCAAACUCUUCAGAAGGAGAGAGUAUUGCCAUGGCCCUGUUCGACUAUGAAGCCAUUCAUGACGGUGACCUUGGCUUCAAGAAGGGAGAUAAACUCAAAAUCUUGGAAGAAUCGGGGGAGUGGUGGAGAGCUAUGUUAAUCAGUUCAGGUCAGGAAGGCUACAUCCCCAGUAAUUAUGUGGCCAAAGAUACUCUGGAGGCAGAGGAGUGGUUCUUUAAGGGCGUGAGCAGGAAAGAUGCUGAGAGGCAGCUGCUGGCCCCUGGCAACAAAUUGGGAUCCUACAUGAUCCGAGACAGUGAGACCACCCAGGGCAGCUACUCCCUGUCUGUCAGGGACCUUGAUGCUCAGUCCGGUGACACUGUUAAACAUUAUAAGAUCCGUACGCUGGACAACGGAGGGUUCUACAUCUCUCCCCGCAACACCUUCAGCACCCUGCAGGAGCUGGUCAACCAUUACAAGAAGCAAGGAGAUGGCCUCUGCCAAACACUGACCAACCCGUGCUUGAGCCCCAAACCUGAGAAACCGUGGGAGAAAGACGCCUGGGAAAUCCCGAGAUCAUCUCUCAAACUGGAAAGGAAGCUUGGUGCUGGCCAGUUUGGAGAAGUCUGGAUGGCUACAUACAAUAAGCACACCAAAGUAGCAGUGAAGACCAUGAAGCCUGGCAGCAUGUCAGUGGAAGCCUUCAUGGGCGAGGCCAACCUGAUGAAAAGUCUACAGCACGACAAACUGGUCCGACUCAAUGCCGUGGUCAGCAAGGAGGAGCCUAUCUAUAUCAUCACAGAGUUCAUGGAGAAAGGUAGUUUAUUAGACUUCUUAAAGAGUGAUGAGGGCAACCGUGUCCAGCUCCCCAAACUCAUCGACUUCUCGGCCCAGAUCGCAGAGGGCAUGGCCUACAUUGAGCAGAGGAACUACAUCCACAGAGACCUGAGAGCUGCCAACAUCCUGGUCAAUAAGGCUUUAGUGUGCAAAAUUGCUGACUUUGGCCUCGCUCGCAUCAUUGAAGACAACGAGUACACAGCCAGGGAAGGAGCCAAAUUCCCCAUCAAGUGGACAGCCCCUGAGGCCAUCAACUACGGCUCUUUCACCAUCAAAUCUGACGUCUGGUCCUUUGGCAUCUUGCUGACUGAGAUUAUCAGCUAUGGACGCACACCAUACCCAGGGAUGACUAACCCAGAAGUGAUCCGUUCCCUGGAGAAGGGCUACCGAAUGCAGCGCCUGGACAGCUGUCCCACCGAACUCUAUGAAAUCAUGCUGGAGUGCUGGAAGAACAAGCCUGAGGACCGUCCCACCUUUGAUUACCUGCAGAGUGUCCUGGAGGAUUUCUACACAGCCACAGAGAGCCAGUAUCAGCAGCAGCCAUGAGACUUAACAUCCACAGACGGGUUUUCUCUUAUAGUACUGUUCUAUUCAUACGUAACAAGUCAAGUUUAUAUGUGCAGCAGUGCAAUUCAGAGCCCACACAUACACAUACACACACACACACACACACACACACACACACACACACACAUGCUCUCUUUUUACCAUUCUCUCUCCGUCUGUUUCUCUUUCUCUUUCUCAUUCAUCUACACAUAAUGUAUUGCAACAAGGGACUGUACAAAAAUUAUUGGGGAGGGUGGAUACUUUUUUAGGAAGCUAUGCAUCACUGUUUCUAACAUUUUUUGUAUUUUUAUUGGGCCCUCCGUCCUUUGAGUAAGACCAUUAUAAAGUAAUGUGAGAGACGCAACAUAUAAAAACAAUAUAAAGAGUAAUUGUUAUUAUUUCUAUUAAAAUAUUAUGACAACUCAAUCCUACCUCAUACUUAGGUCAGGGACACAGCACAACAUAGCACAUGACCACAGCUGCAUCACCUAGAUAUUCAUCUUCACAAAACUGACCAUUAAUCAUCUGGAUGCACACCAGCAGCAGUCUUGUAAAUCACAUUGACAUACAGAGUAGUGACCAGUGCAUAAUAUGUACAGACAUAUACUGUAUGUGUUAGUUUUAUCUGCAGCUACAUGUCAUAUGGAUCACUGUAUAUCGGGAAAAACCUGCAAAUCAUUUUGCACAGAAAACAUGUGACCUGAGAUUUAAUGCAUAUCACUCUCUAGGGAAAAUUACUGGUAACGGGUCAUUACUGAGCUUUGGAGGUAAGCCAUGCAAGACUCUUCUCUACAUAUACAAGUGAAAGCAUGUCUUGGCUUGGAUAGGCCCCGCUGAUGCACAGGGUACUUCUAACAAAUGUGCAAGGGAAGGCUGAGGGGAAACAGGCCCUCCACUGUGCUGUAAAAAACAUUCAGACUACUUUUUUCGAAUCAAUAAGAAAAGAUAAAUAGCCAUCCCACUUUUCUGCCCUCACCCGUAUUAUAAUGUUUGUACAGUCCCUAACAUUCAAACAUCUUUUAAAGUGAUGUACACAACAUGCAGAGUAUGCAGGAGGCCGUACAAAGAUACAUGGCCAUAUUCACCAACAAACAAGGCCACCUGGAAGCAGUCACAUGUAAAAGACUGUAUUGAGUUGUUAUGCUCUAGCACACAAUGUGCAUCCAUCAAAUGAAGGCAUUACCACAACACAGAUGUUAAUAGUGAAAUAGGUGCAGUGCUCAGCUCUUAUAAUACUAUGUUGAUGUCAAUAAUUCAGCAGGCAAAGCUGUCAUUGUCCCCUCCCUUCCUGUGAAAGAAGAGUGAGUAUUGUGGACUUUACAAAGUGCAAGAUAUACUGUAUGGCUGAAAUAUGAUUACAUCUUCUAUUUAUAUUCCAUAGAUAUAUAUUUUUUCCAGUAUGAUGUGGCUUGUUUUAGUAUAACUUCUUCAUUGUGCCUUUUUUUAAGUGGUUUCUUUUCUUUUAGUCUAACAUGAUAAUAUAUUCCAUACGCUCUGUAUAUAUAAACAGGUGUACACAAAUACAUAUCAUUAUUUAGGAAUAGGGUAUUUAAUGUGAAGCCAUUUUAACUGAUAAUGGUUGUUGAUCAUUUUGGCCCCUUCAUUUUUUUGUUCUGCAUUGGGAAACUAAUUAAAAAUUAGAGCAUACAGAUUUUCAUAUCUUUUUCUGUGUGAAAAAAAUAUGUGUUUGUGCAAAUGGUACUGGACAUUUGUGUAUUGAAUGCAAUAAUCUUUCCAAAAGUAAAUGCCUUGUCUAUCAUUUUUUUAGUGAAGGACUCAUUACUCUAUUUUUUCUAUGCUGUUUGGAUAAUGUGAUUAUUGUAUUGUUGGAAAUAGUAAUCUGCUUUGUGGACCAAAAUCCAAAGAAUUUCAAAGGGAAUAUUUUUAAGUAUUUAAGAUUUUAUGAUUUGGUAUUUCCACAGAACUGUGAGCAAUAAUAUCUGAGAAAGUUUUCUAUGGAAUGCUUAUAUUAUGGAUUAUGGUGAUAUGUGAAAAUAUAAAAUCAAUGCCCAGCACUGUAUAUGUAUUCAUAGGGUUAUUAAAUGUUUUUGUUUUUUUCUUUAUCACUAUAAAACUCUUUGCAUAUGUUGUUAGAUGCUUGGUUCAAUGAAACUGUGGUGAGCAUUUUCAAAUAAACUGUUAAAAAAACUA
Molecule: messenger RNA, 3903 nt
Organism: Sander lucioperca (pikeperch)
Lineage: Eukaryota; Metazoa; Chordata; Actinopteri; Perciformes; Percidae
Gene: hck
Product: HCK proto-oncogene, Src family tyrosine kinase
Exons: 13
Coding region: 241-1752 (503 amino acids)
Biological process (GO): innate immune response; protein phosphorylation; cell surface receptor protein tyrosine kinase signaling pathway
Cellular component (GO): extrinsic component of cytoplasmic side of plasma membrane
Molecular function (GO): non-membrane spanning protein tyrosine kinase activity; signaling receptor binding; ATP binding
Source: RefSeq, a predicted model, not a curated record